AUUAAUGAGCUAAAAAGCUUGGUCAGUCAACACCUUCACUUUAAAAACACCUAUUGAACUUCGCAUUGCUUUCUCCUCCUACUAAUCAUAAGAUCCAAAAACAGAGCAAAAACGAAAACAAACCAAAAACGACCAAUAUCUCAUCUCAUCCGAAAACAUGGAGAAGAUCGAGCACACAACGGUCCCCACAAACGGCAUAAACAUGCACGUGGCAUCAAUCGGGAGCACCACUGCUCCGGCAAUUAUAUUCCUCCACGGCUUCCCCGAGCUCUGGUACUCCUGGCGGCACCAGAUGAUCUCCCUUUCCUCCCUCGGCUACCGCUGCAUCGCUCCCGACCUCCGCGGCUAUGGCGAGACCGACGCGCCGCCGUCGCCGGAGUCGUACACGGUGUUCCACAUAGUCGGCGACUUGGUGGGCCUGCUGGACCAUCUGGGUCUCGACCAGAUCUUCGUUGUGGGCCACGACUGGGGAGCGGUGAUCGCCUGGUACUUGUGCCUCUUCAGGCCCGAUAGAGUCAAAGCUUUGGUCAACAUGAGCGUCGCCUUCAGUCCAAGGCACCCAACCAGAAAGCCUAUCGAAGGCUUCAGAGCUUUGCUUGGCAACGAUUACUAUAUUUGCAGGUUCCAGCAACUUUCUGCAUAUGAUGAGUCAAGGGCCUUUUUCCAUGUCACCGGUGGUUCCA
Molecule: messenger RNA, 683 nt
Organism: Morus notabilis
Lineage: Eukaryota; Viridiplantae; Streptophyta; Magnoliopsida; Rosales; Moraceae
Product: epoxide hydrolase A
Exons: 2
Molecular function (GO): hydrolase activity
Source: RefSeq, a predicted model, not a curated record